CGCGCGCGGCAUGUGGUGUGUCUCCUGAACUCGCAGGAACGGUUCUUCACCACGAGCUCGUGCUCCGGCAGGAUCGUGCUCAUGGACGGGUCUAGUGCAGAGUGGGCAGAGAUGAAGAUGCUGAGGUUCUCUCUGGGAGGAACCAGGAUGGAUCAGGAAUGAGGACAUCAGAGGGACAGACACAUGUUAGAGGUUGUGGAGAUAAAGUCAGACUGAGAUGGUUCAGACACGUCCAGAGGAGAGACGGUGAAUCUAUCGGUGGAAGGAGUCUAGAGCUGCAAGAGGUCUAGAGGAAGACCAGAGAGGAGGAUUCUGGAUGCAGAGAAGGAAGACAUGAAGCCUCCAGAGGGCGGUGUUGUGCAGAAGAAGGACUGCCGGUGGCUCUUCAUCUCCCAUGACCCCUGCAGGUCUGAAGACCUGGUGUCCGCUCUGAGCAGGUCCAGCGGGGAAGCGGUGCUGAAGUUUGAGGCCUUCGUCCUCCACGUUCAGUGUCACCGGUUAGAGGACGCACAGCUGCUGGUGAGAGCUGCACGCCGCGUCUUCGCCAAUGUGCAGAUGACUUUCAUAUGUGGAAAAGAUCUUCUGAUGCUGCGCAGAAACCUGCACUCGGUGGCUGUCAACUCCGGCUUCAGGAACUCUGGGCUCACCGUCAGCAGAUCUGGGAAGAUCAUCAUGGCCGUCCGCAGCACCCACGGCCUGGAGGUUCCUCUGAGCCACGGCGGGAAGCUCCUGGUUGGAGAAGAGUACGUCCACUUCCUGACACAGAAAGCCAAUCAGAAGAUGGAGGAGAACUUCAGACGCAUCCACAGGUUUUUCCAGAUCCUCCAGGCAGCUCUGACAGCAGAAACCCCGGACCUGCAGGGGGCAGAAGAUCCGGCCGUCACUCCCGGAGAGCAGGAGAACCAGGCCGCUGUGUACAGACGGAGGAGGAAGAGGCACCAGAGUCAGACCCACGCCGAGCUCGACGAAGAGGACAGCUGCUCACUGGACGACUGUCUGGAUCUGUUUUCAUGAGAAAUGACAAACAUUUCCAGAUGCACUGCUGAUGGUGCCGUAACAGCUCGAGUCCCGCUCUUUAGCUCCUGCAGGACGCACGCACAGCUGCAGGUCAGAGGUCAUGUGACCCCUGCUGCGGCGGUCCAGCAUUUCAUGCCCGUCUUAAGGUUCAUCUCAGCUCUGAAGAAAGCCGGACUCAAAGCUCAGAUCCAAGGAUUUACUGAAGCCAGUUGUCUGAAAAAAUGCAGCAAAGUGACACUUUCAGAUUCAAACCCACGGCGGCCGGACGUGAGCGUGGGAUACUCCGCUGCACAUCAGUGGUCCCAUCGCCAAAGAGACCGUCCACAGCAUGAAGACGUUUGACGCUGGGAUAGAAACCAUCAGGCACAGACAGAAAUCAGUCAAGAACUUGUGGUGAAGUGGUUUAAAAUGCAUAAAUGUGAGGUGAAACAUGAAGACGUCAAAUAAAAUCUGGAUUUCAUUG
Molecule: messenger RNA, 1480 nt
Organism: Oryzias latipes (Japanese medaka)
Lineage: Eukaryota; Metazoa; Chordata; Actinopteri; Beloniformes; Adrianichthyidae
Source: RefSeq, a predicted model, not a curated record